GUACUCUGAUCCUGGAAACUUGGGCAUCAAGUGUUCUUAAGUAAGUGUACCAUAAUUUCCUCAAACUUUUUCAAUGGCUCAAUCAGACUCUUGCCUAAAUCCAGACCUGUCCAACAGCACCAUUGUCCACAGCCCACUAGGCAUCUGUUCAGACCUGGAUACCCAGAAAGGAAGGGAGGAUGAGGAAAGAGAAGAUGAAGAUGAGGAGGUGGAACUAGCAGAGGAGGUAGGGGAGGAUGUUUUGAUAAUGGAUGGAGCAGGAGAGGGGCAAGCUGAAGGAGAAUGCAGAAAGCAUGAUGAAAGGGAUGAAGUGGGGAUAAUCCAAGUGGCCCUGUUAUCAAAUGGAGUAGUAACAGACAGCGAGGAAGGAACUGAAAGACUAGAAGAAAAUGGGGAGGAAGGAGUAAAAGCAGGGAAUGCAGAGUGCAGAAUGAUAGAUGAACUGACAAGAGAGAAAGAGGAUGAGGGGAAGGCAGAGGAAGAGUCAAAAAGCACACAGAAAAUGACUGAAAAUCCAGCACUGAUAAAGAUUGAGAAAGGUCAAGAGCAGAUGUUAGACAAUGAUAAAGAAAAUGAACAUCAGGUAGCGUCCAGUACUGGUGAUUCAAAGCACCUUCAGGACUCGUGUAGUCUUGCAGAAGAAUUGCCAGAAAGUACACAGUUAUAUACUGAUAAUACAGAGAAAACAGAAGCUGUGAUUCUUCCCACUGAUGGUGAGGUAACAGAAAGAGCUGAGGAUGCAACAGUAGAUGAGACCCCUGUCACUACAGGGAUAAAUGAACAAGUCAACAAUCAAGAAGCUGUCUGCCAAACCUCUACUAUUAAUGGCAAUGGUAUAGCCUCUGAUACAAGUGGAAUAGUCGCAGUCAUGACAAAUCAGACCAAACAAUUAACAACUGGGAAUGAAGAUGAAAUGAAAAACAAUGACAAGGAGGACAACCCAGAAUCCAGCAAGCAGGAAGUUGAGUCCAUUAAUAACAGCAAAUGGCAACAGAAGGAUUGCAUAGAGGCCAAAGCUGAGGAUAAGGGAGCCAACGAGUUUGUAAAUGAUGCUAUUUCUGCUUGUGACAAUGAUCUAGACAUAGGAAGUGAAGCAAAUCAGAAAGCUGAGCAACCAGACUUUGUGCCCUCUGAAGAACCAUUGCAGACAGAAGGAGGAAUUGAGGAAACAAGGAUGGUAGGGAUCGACCAGAAGGUGCUAGAGGAAGAGCAGGUGCGAGAGGUUUGGGCUAAUACUCUAACAGUGAUGGACGGGAGAGGACUGAGUAUGGAAGAUGAGGGUACGACAGAUGAUAACGUUGUAAGAGAGUCACUGGUUGAGGAAGAGCACAGAGGAAGAGGUGAUCUAGAAAUGCAAGAAGAGAAGAUCGUUCAAGUUGAAAACCAGGGAAAUGAAGAUCUUCCCAAACCAGUACUGCACUGUGUGGAGGAGGUACCUUUAGACACACAACAAGAUGUGGAUUUAGACCAGGUGGAGGAGGCCUUUGAACUGGAGGAAGGGGGUGAAGUUGAAGCUGAUAAACCAGGAGUUGAGUUUAUAUCAGAGGAAAAUGAGUCCACAACAGAAGAGGGGGGUGGUUUUCAAGAACAUCCUUCCCAGCUCUUCAAAGAAACAGAGGCAGACUUGGGAGAAAACUCGAGAGAACCACUAAGAGAAGAGGCACUUGCAAAAGAUGAGAAGGGAGAAGGAGGAGGAGGAGGAGAAGAAGCAAUGGAGGCAGAGGUGGAGAUGGCAGAAGAGCCUGUGACUGUUUUAGAUGAUGAGAUUGAAGACAUAGAGGAGAGUCCAUGUACAGAACUUGAAGAAAAGAAGCUCGCCAACAUUACAGCCCCUCCUGAAAACACCACAAUUGAUAAAAAGGAUGGAGAGUAUCAAGAACUGCAAGAAGACAAAACUGAGCUUGAGAAGGACAAUGAUAAGAAACAGAAAGAUGGAAAAGUGGAGGCAGAGAAGGAUGAGAAGACAAAAGAUGACAACAGAGAGGAAGAUUUAGAUAGUAAUGAAAAAGUUAAAGGACUGAGGCAAGCAAUGGAAAAUGGGAUCUUGAGUCCUGAGCCGCAGCUGCUCAGGAAAGAAGAAUGGGAGACAGCAAGGGUGCUGUCACCCAGGAGAAAAGAUGAUGACUGGAUUAAAAAAGAAAAACCAGAGGAAGAGAGAGCACUAGAAGUGAAAGACUGGAGGAAAGAACUGAAGCCUGUGAAAAAAGACAUCUGGGAAUCUGAAAGGGGAAGAAAAGAUUGGGUGAAGAAGGAAACAGGGCCAGAAGAGAAAAGUCCACCAAGGAAGGAGGACUGGAUAAAGGAGCUGAAGUCAGUGAUCAAAGAUGAAUCCCUGCCCAAAAAGAGGGAUGAGCAGGUGAAGAAAAAGCGAGUGGUGCUGUUAGAGGAUGGACAUUCAUAUUUUCCUCAGAGGGAAGAGAUAAAUGAAAAGAGAGAGGAAGUGAAACUGAUCUCCCAUAAGAGGGUGGAGAGCCCAUUGCCUCCUGUGUGCAGGGACAGCAGAACACCCCAAGACCAGGACUACAAGAUCUCACUCUAUGUCAAGGCAGGAAGUGAUGGGGAGAGCAUUGGUAACUGCCCAUUCUCUCAGAGACUCUUUAUGAUCCUCUGGCUUAAAGGCGUCAUCUUCAACGUCACCACCGUCGACCUCAAACGGAAGCCGGCUGACCUGCAGGACCUCGCUCCAGGAACCAACCCUCCUUUCGUGACCUUUAAUGGUGAGGUCAAGGUGGAUGUCAACAAGAUAGAGGAGUUCCUGGAGGACAAACUGACUCCACCACGCUACCCCAGACUGGCUCCCAGACAUCCUGAAGCCAACACAGCAGGCAUCGAUGUGUUCGCCAAGUUUUCAGCUUACAUCAAAAACCCACGGAAAGACACCAACGACGCCUUAGAAAAAGCCUUGCUGAAGUCUCUGCGGCGUCUGGAUGACUUCCUCAGGACUCCGCUGCCUGAGGAGAUCGAUGCUGACGCGUCAGGAGACGUGCCCGAGUCCUCCAGGAGCUUCCUGGACGGGUCUGAGCUCACCCUGGCCGACUGCAACCUGCUGCCUAAACUACACAUCCUUAAGGUUGUAGCCAAGAAAUACCGUGACUUUGAGAUCCCAGCAGAGAUGGCAGGGGUGUGGAGGUAUUUAAACUGCGCCUAUCAGAGAGAGGAAUUCACCAGCACCUGCCCCGCUGAGAGGGAGAUCCUGUUCGCCUAUCUGGAUGUUGCGAAACGAAUCAAAUAAGAGAACAAGUGGGAAAUGAAGGAGAGAAUAGGGGUAAACAGGAGGGAGAAAAAUCAUUUUAAUUAACCGUAGAGAGAUUAAUCAUGUACAUGUGUAGGCGGUACAAUAAGUAGACAUAACAAAUAACACUGAUUACCUGUUUGUAUGUGCAUGUGUGCAUGUCUAUGUGUCGACAGUAUGUGUGUGUGUGUGCUCUCACAGGUUGGGUUGCACAGUCAUAUCUUCUAAUCAUUUUACAAAUAAUGAAAACCAGUAAUUUAGAGGUGUUGCACACAAAAUUCCUGAUUUCUUGUUUUUAUUUUUCACUAUUCAGAUGAUGGCAGGGCCAAGUUCACUGCAAAGAUAAACAAAUAGCACUACGAACACGCAUUACCAUUCAGUAUUACUAUAUUAGAAAGAAUUUGGUCAUUUUCAUUGCUAUGAUUAACCAGUCUGAGAAUCAGGUAUUACUUAGGACUUAAAUUUUAAUGAGAAAAUAAUAUAAAAAUACACAAGGAGCUGCUAUUCAAACUACUUUUAAAUCAUUUA
This is a messenger RNA of Scatophagus argus, 3760 nucleotides long. Its product is annotated as chloride intracellular channel protein 4. The transcript has 7 exons. NCBI's taxonomy places the organism in Eukaryota, Metazoa, Chordata, Actinopteri, Scatophagidae. Bases 74 to 3232 code for a protein of 1052 amino acids. The record is from RefSeq and is a predicted model, not a curated record.